Trifolium pratense (red clover) is the source of this 2600-nucleotide messenger RNA. RefSeq names its product ubiquitin carboxyl-terminal hydrolase MINDY-1. Gene Ontology annotation, molecular function: cysteine-type carboxypeptidase activity; K48-linked deubiquitinase activity; cysteine-type deubiquitinase activity. The coding region runs from base 244 to 2379 and encodes 711 amino acids. NCBI's taxonomy places the organism in Eukaryota, Viridiplantae, Streptophyta, Magnoliopsida, Fabales, Fabaceae. The transcript has 12 exons. Gene Ontology annotation, cellular component: cell periphery; cytosol. Gene Ontology annotation, biological process: protein K48-linked deubiquitination. The record is from RefSeq and is a predicted model, not a curated record.
GACGACGCCGAAUCCAACUUCCAUAUUGGUAACAAAAUAAUAAUAUUGGAUUUUCCAUUUCCAUUUCCAUUUCCAUUUCCUUCCUAAUUGGCCCGUUCUCUUCUCUCACAUGACACACUUUAUUUCGUCUUUAUUAAUUUCUACUCACUCCUCCAACACAUUCAACAUAUCCCUUUAAUUUCUCUCUUCGUCUUGUCAUCAAGAAGAAGAAUAAGAAACAAGAACACAUCUCUCUUUCUCUCGAUGGACAUGGCGGCAUCUUCGUCUUCUUCCCCCCCUACGGACGAUCUUCAACAACAACAACAACUCAAAGAAUUUCUUCACAAAACCAAAUCGAUUCACUUUCUCGGUCGCACUACUCCGAUCGUCCUUCAAAACGACAAUGGACCUUGUCCUCUUCUCGCUAUCUGUAACGUUCUUCUGCUACGGAACCAGUUAAGUUUGAGCUUGGAUAUUGCUGAAAUCUCACAGGAGAGGUUGCUUUCAUUGGUUGCUGAACGAUUGAUUGAUUCAAAUAGUAAUGUGAAUAACAAAGAUGUAGGCUAUGUCGAAAAUCAACAACAGAACAUUGCCGAUGCAAUUGAUUUGCUCCCUAGACUUGCCACUGGAAUUGAUGUAAAUCUAAAAUUUACAAGAAUAGAUGAUUUUGAAUUCACUCCAGAGUGUGCCAUAUUUGAUUUGCUGGACAUCCCAUUGUAUCAUGGCUGGAUAGUUGAUCCGCAGGAUCAUGAUACUGCAACUGCUAUUGGAUUGAAGUCCUAUAAUGCCCUUAUGGGAGAGCUUGUUUCUCUUGAAACACGGAAUAUUGAAAUCCCGCCGAAAAAUAAUCUAGAAGAAGAUUGUGUUGAUUUUGUGGCUGCAACAACUGCUGCUCUUGGAGUUCCUUCUCCCAGUCUUUCUAAAGUCAGGUCUUUUGAUGAUUCUCCACAUUCUGUUUCGGAUCAGGCACCAAGGAAAGGUGAUCUUGAAGAAGAAGCAGAGUUGUUGAGAGCCUUGAAGUUGUCUGAGGUUGAUUCUAAAGCUUCACUAAGUGAUCCUGUUGUGGGUCAUGCAAAUGAUAACGGAGGGGAAGUUUCUCUUGGUAUGGACGAGAAUACGUGUAACAAACAGGCUGUAACCGCGGAUUCUGGAGUUGACUUAGGAAAGAACACUGGUAAAGAAAGCAAUGAUUUUCAUGAAUCAGAAACCUCCAUACCUGAUGGUUUCACCGCUUCUAGCAAAGACUAUAAUGAACAUAUAUCUUCUACUUCUACAGUCGGGGAAGCAGCCAAUUCGUCCUCAAAGAACGAUGCCGUAAGUGACUUCCAUCAAUCACCUUCUAUGGAACCUGAAGAAUCUAUUGAACAAAAUGAUGUGGUUGAGAAGCAUAACCUUGAUGCAUUGGUUCAGAAUGAGAGUGCAGUCACCCUUUCUCCUGAAAAAUAUUCUGUUUCUUUUUCUGAGAGCUGUGCAGAUGGCACAAGGGGGGAUGAAAAGGUUCUCAAUCAAUCCUCUCUUACAACUAUAGAUCAUGAAGUUUCAGAUGAAUCUCAAGGACCAGAUGCUACAGGAGUAUCAUGCUUAUCUGCAAGCCAUACAAAUUCAGAUUCUUCUAGUAUCAGAUUUCAUCAAACCGAUGCUUCUGGAGCAUUCCCUUCAGCAGUUGGUGGGAGUGAACCCAUGUAUGAAGGAGAGGAAUGUGUAUUGGAUACAAGAACUGAAAAUAUUGAGGAUCGUGAACCUGUUUAUGAAGGUGAGGCGGUGCUUCAGGAACAGGCUGACAAAAGCACCUUAGCUAAGGAAGAAAUUACUCCAGAACAAGGAGAACUGGUCAAAAGUUUUUUGAGGAAUAAUGCCAGUCAGUUGACAUUUUACGGGCUUUUCAGUCUACAAGAAGGUCUUAAAGAGCGUGAGUUAUGUGUUUUUUUCCGAAACAAUCAUUUCAGCACUAUGUUUAAGUUUGAGGGUGAGCUCUAUCUUCUAGCUACAGACCAAGGCUACAUAAAUCAGCCUGAUCUGGUUUGGGAAAAACUGAAUGAGGUCAAUGGUGAUACAUUGUUUAUGACUGGUAAUUUCAAGGAAUUCAAGGUAGAAAGCCAGGAAAAUAACACCUGGGAUGAAAACAGUGUUAUGACCAGCACUGCUGACUAUCUUGCCAGCAUAGAAAGUGCAACACAGGCAGGCUUAGGAGAUACUAUCAAUUCUGAUUUAAGACUAGCAAUGAAAAUGCAACAACAAGAGUUCGAGCAGCAGCAGCCACCACGUAACAAUCAACAACCACCAUCCAAUAGUGGUAGCUCCAGACUGGUCACAGGUCCCCAGGUUGCAAGAAGCACUGGAAGGAAUCCAUCUUCAUCUCCCAAGACCGAUAAAUCCAAAGAAAAAUGUAUAGUGAUGUGAAUUUCACAAGCAGUUGUUAGAAGCUUGCUUUAUAAUUCUUGGCCAUAACUUUUGUAUCUCAUGAUUACAGCAACCUUAUUCCUCAUGUCAUGUAUGUGAUAUUAGAUUAAAUUUCUUUGUAAAUAUUGGAAGUAAAUAGUGUACCACAGUGCAUGAUAUUACAAUUUUGGGGUUAAAAGGAUAUUUGCAUAUUUGGAAGGAAUACAUUCUUCUUUGCCCCA